CAGAGCCAGAGUGCUGGGCCAGGUGGGAGGUUCCCGCGGCCGAGGGAAAGAUGGCAGCGGCCGUGGUGCUGGCCGCCGGGCUCUGCGUGGCGCGUCGGGCGGUGGCUGUGGCAGGGCCUCGGGGGGUGCAGGUCCGAGGAGCUGCAGGUGUGACUGAUGGGAAUGAAGUUGCCAAGGCCCAGCAGGCAGCUCCUGGGGGGGCAGCCCCAACCAUCUUCUCCCGGAUCCUGGAUCGGAGCCUCCCAGCUGACAUCCUGUAUGAGGACCAGCAGUGUCUCGUAUUCCGGGAUGUGGCCCCUCAGGCUCCUGUGCACUUUCUGGUCAUUCCUAAGAAGCCCAUUCCUCGGAUUAGCCAGGCUGAAGAGGAAGACCAACAGCUUCUCGGACACCUUCUCCUUGUGGCCAAGAAAACAGCAAAGGCUGAGGGGCUGGGUGAUGGAUACCGACUUGUGAUCAACGAUGGCAAGCUGGGUGCACAGUCUGUGUACCACCUACACAUUCACGUACUUGGGGGCCGACAGCUCCAGUGGCCUCCAGGUUGAACCUACCAAAUGACCAGGGACCCCAGACCUGGAUGUUUGGAUGGGAUGGGGAAAAAUAGCACCCUGUGAUGCUAAUAAACUCGCUCUCUGUCAA
Messenger RNA from Odocoileus virginianus texanus, 636 nucleotides. RefSeq names its product histidine triad nucleotide binding protein 2 (gene HINT2). The record is from RefSeq and is a predicted model, not a curated record. Gene Ontology annotation, cellular component: mitochondrion; cytoplasm. Gene Ontology annotation, molecular function: hydrolase activity. NCBI's taxonomy places the organism in Eukaryota, Metazoa, Chordata, Mammalia, Artiodactyla, Cervidae.